Molecule: messenger RNA, 2892 nt
Organism: Fusarium coffeatum
Lineage: Eukaryota; Fungi; Ascomycota; Sordariomycetes; Hypocreales; Nectriaceae
Exons: 2
Coding region: 1-2892 (963 amino acids)
Molecular function (GO): protein binding
Source: RefSeq, a predicted model, not a curated record
AUGGGCAAUCGAAUUUCAGCCGUAGAGGGAUUUUUGAUCGAGCUGUAUGAUCUUAAACAUCUCAAUUCACGAGCGGUUGAGGAUCUCGAGAGAUCUGUCGAGCUUCGGAGACAGGCCCUCUCUGCGAUCGACGAUGACCCAGAAGGGGACAAAUCAGCUACAGUCAAGAGUGAACAGGAGUUUGCCAAGUCAGCUCGGCAGUGGAAGCUGGCGAUAACAGUUGAUGAACUCUUUGUUGAAAGGAGAGAUGUGCGAGACCUGCAGGAAGCGAUAGAUAUGACCAGACAAUCAGUUGCUGCUAUUGGAGAAGAUGACCCUGAGUGGUUGGUUCGGACACGCUUCCUUUUCCUCCGGUUACAUGCGCUUUAUCUUGAAACAGGCGAAAUACAGGAUCUUGAAGAAUCCAUCACUUUCGGCACAGACUUUCUUGAGAAGGCUGGACCAGACCAUGCUGACUGGUCUACUCAACUCAAUAACGUCUCUGCCGCUUUGACUGCGCUGUACGAGAGAACCGCGAGCUCGGUCUAUCUGGACGAAGCUAUUAGAUAUGGGAGGGAGAGCCUGGAAGUCGCGUCCAAGGAUGAGCCGGGGCUAGGACUGGCGCUGAGUAAUAUGACGACGGCGCUCUCUUUACGGUCCAGACUAAGUGGCUCACUGGAAGAUCUUGAUGAAGCCAUCUAUUAUGCUAGGUUGUCUGUCGAGGCAACCCCUGAAGACGAGCCUACCCGACACAUUCAGUUCAACAAUCUUGCAUCUGUGUUGCUCAAGAAGUACACUCGCAGCUAUGGCGACGUGGCCAUGUUGAACGAGACAAUUGAGAUGUCUAGAAAGGCUGUUGCAGGUGUUCCGGAAGAUCAUCCAGACUUCAAUACAUAUCGGAAACGGCUUGCGUCGGCCCUUGACUAUCGUCACACUGCACUUAGGUCAGCGCAGGAUAUGGAGGAGAGUAUCAAGAUUAGUAGAGAAGUCGCUAAAGCCGCUGUCGAUGAAUACACUGGACGAACCUUCGCCACAACAACUCUCGCUGCACUACUGCGGAAGCAGAUCAACAGCGGAGAAGGGUCUGUAAAUGAUGUGGAUGAAGCCAUCGAGCUUACACAGAAGGCGCUGAGUUUGACUCCUGAAGAUUCCCCAACUCGGACACAGCAUUGGUCCACCAUAGGCAAUCUAUUUAUUAGCAGAUAUACUCUACUACGAAUCGAAGAAGAUAUGGAGCAAGCGGCCGAGAACUUUCGAUUAGCGGUAGCACAUCCCGCAGGGGAACCACUACGACGCAUCGCAGCUGCAACAGAGAUAGUACCGCUGUGCCCAAAGUACAAACAGGCCUAUGACAUAGGACGCACGGCCUUAGAUAUGGUUCCAAUACUUGCAGCAGUUCGUUCGCUUGAGACAGCUGACCGGCAGUAUCGGUUGACCCAUGCAGCCGGUCUUGCGGCCAAUACAGCGGGCGCAGCACUGAGGAUAGGCAAACAGUCGUCGGAAGCCCUAACAAUCCUGGAGCAGGGACGUGGAUUGCUGGCUUCAUCUCUGGAUGAGAUUCGCACAGACAUUAGGGAGCUCCGUGAUAUGUUUCACGAUUUAGCAGAGGAAUUUGUUCGACUUCGAAACGAGCUCGACUCUUCGACUGGUUCAACUGCCACCGAGGAAGACCCAUCUACGCACGGGGUUCAAGGGCGUAGACGGCGCGAUGCUGGUAGAGCUUACGACGAACUGCUGGCCCAGAUCCAGGAGAAACCCGGCUUCGAAGACUUCCUAGGUCCACUGACUACUAACCAAAUGCUUUCAUCUGCAGAAUAUGGCCCGGUUGUAGUGCUCAACAGCAGCUGGAUGGGUGUGGACGCUAUCAUUAUACAGGAAGAUCAACUCACGUCACUCGUUUUUCCAGCGGUAAAAGACUUUCAAACACUUCAGUUUAUGCCCGAACACGAAUACGGAAGUGUGGAAGCGCUCAGGAUUCUUUGGAACGCGUUUAUAAGUGGAAUAUUAGACCACCUGGGCUUCACGGAGACGCCAGCAGAUGGGCAGGAUUGGCCUCAUGUCUGGUGGAUUCCUACCGGUCCGUUGAGCAUACUUCCCAUUCAUGCGGCAGGGCUACACUUGGAGCGAUCUGGGAAGACGGUGAUGGAUAGGGUGAUAUCUUCCUAUGCGCCGUCUGUCAAAGCAUUAGCUCAUGGACGUCGUCGUCAGAAUACCCGAAGUUGUUCUACCCAAGCUCUUCUGGUGGCCAUGGAAAGGACUCAGAAUCAGACUCCUCUCCCAAAGGCUAAAGAGGAAGUCGAUUUGGUCAGCAAGAUCUGCGAGAGUAUGAGCGUGACCCCUGUAAUUGCCGGGUCGGACAAAAAGGAAGCACUCGAGCACUUGCGAAGCAGCAAGAUAUUCCACUUCGCAGGGCACGGCUAUACAAACAGAAGUAACCCGUCUAAAAGUCACUUGUGCUUCAGCAACGCUAGCGAUCCUCUAACAGUCGCAAACCUUCUCGAGCUGAACCUACACGAGGAGUCACCAUUCCUGGCGUAUCUAUCAGCAUGCAGUACCGGGCGUGUCCAAGAUGAGCAAUUUAUCGACGAAAGCAUCCACUUGAUUAGUGCUUGCCAAUUGGCUGGGUUUCGGCAUAUCAUCGGAACACUUUGGAAGGUCCAGGAUGAGCAUUGUGUUGACGUCGCGCGUAUCACGUAUGAGACUAUCAUCGAAGGUGACAUGUCUGACGACUCAGUAUGUCGGGGGUUGCAUAGGGCUACGAGAGCGAUGAGGGAUGUUUGGUUGGAUGGUAUGCAAGAGGCUGACAACUCGACACAGCGUGGAGAGGAUAGGGGAGCAAGAGAUAUUAUAGCCUGCGAGGACGACCAGGCAGCUCCUGCUUACUGGGUUCCUUAUAUUCAUCUCGGCAUAUGA